ACCAGAGAGAAUAACUACAACAAUGUACCACGAGAACAAUACAGAGCACCACGGAUACAGUGCACCAACGAGCAGAGUACUAGAGGAGUGCACCGAGAGUUACAAUGCAUCGCGAGUGCAGCAAAACACAGUAGGUGCAGCACACCAAGCACCACCAAGCCCCUUCUGCUCAGCAGGCGUACGUACACCUUACGUCACGUAGUCGCCGGCCUCGAGAGGUCGGUCUCCUCACCUCACAGGUAGAAGUACCAGGUCACUCGCGUGUCCCUUUCUGGCCCCGAUCGACAGGAGAUGGGACACGAGGCCGCACGCAGUCGCUUGCCGCGUGCAGAUUAGGAGAAGGUUCAGUGGGAAGGAUUUUUAUUCACCUGCUGCAGCUGAUACACCUGAGAGCCGAGCAACACAACCGGUUAGGCAGCCGUUAGGAACACGAGGAGGUGCUGAGAACGGAUCUCGCAUUGGGCUAUAAUCUGUGCUUACCGGCAGCAAGAUCCCCUUUGGCGAGGACAAAGAGGUCAACAGCAUGGUGACCGAAGAGGAUGACCACGUGACCAAAAGACAAGGCGCUAAGAAGAGUCUAGUGUGUGCUCUGCUCGUCUUGGCGACGAUGGCGAUCUCACUCACGGCUGGUCUUUUGUUUCACUUUUAUUAUCCCAGAGAACAGUCGGAGGAGAUUCUGGUGGAAGCCCCGUUUGUUGAUUGCCAGCCAGAGAAAGUAUCCGCACCCGAUGCCGAUGAAGAGAUCUGCAAAAGCCGAGGUUGUGUCUGGCGACCAAAGCACAGUGGAAAGCUUCCGAAAUGCAUCUACCCUCAGGAUACGGAUACAAAGUAAUAGACACAAUCAACAUUCUCUGAAUCGGGUGCGCGAGUAAAACUAACCCCUUCACAUCAGGGCACAGUGUACGGGAUGACCCCCUUCUUGACGCUAUUUAUGGACGCGGAGUAUCAAACCGACAACCGGCUGAGGAUAAAGAUUUAUCCAGACGUCGAGCGAUUCGAAGUUCCCAACGAGGCGCUGAAUAUUGAGUCUCCUGCGCAUGCUCCCAAGAACUCCACCAGACUAUAUGACGUCACGAUUAUCACUAAGCCCAUAUUUGGAGUGGUAGUUCAAAGAAGGUCAACAAAUGUCACCGUGUUUAACACGACGCUUCUUGGCUUCGUGGUCGCUGACCAGUUUCUGCAGAUCACCACCCGUCUGAGCAACAGCUACGUCUACGGCUUUGGGGAACACCGCCACGAGACCUUCCGGCACGACAUGAACUGGCGCACGUGGUCCAUCUUCACGCGCGACAAUUCCCCGGAUAACGACUGGAACAUUUAUGGUGCUCACCCAGUUUACAUGAACGUCGAGGAUGAUGGCAAAGCAAACAUGGUUUUCCUGAAGAACAGCAACGCCAUGGAGAUCACUCUACAGCCUGACCCUACGCCAGCCAUAACAUUCCGAACCAUCGGAGGAGUCCUUGAUUUUUACAUUUUCCUCGGGUCGUCGCCAGGUGACGCUCUGAGCCACUACACUGAGGCGAUUGGCAGGCCGUGUUACCCCCUUACUGGGCUUUGGAUUCCUUACGACGUUCAAUGGGCAGACAUAGACUGCUUGUUCAACAAGUAUGUCUUCACCUACGACAGAACCAACUGGACAGGUCUUCCGGCGCUAGUUGACAAUCUGCACGCUCAUCACCAACACUUCGUUAUCAUUGUGGACCCCGGUGUAGGCGCCAACCUGACCAUCAACGCCAUGGCUAAAAACAACAGCCCAGGCUACGCCAUGUUCGAAGACGGUGAAGCAGCGGAUAUUUUUGUCAAGGAUUCCAGCGGCAAGACUUUGAUUGGAGAGGUGUGGCCAGGUGUCACAGCAUACCCCGACUAUACCAACAUCUCUGUGUUACCAUGGUUCGAGAAAUAUGUCCGGUUCUUUCGCGAGGAGGAAGGCGUUCAAGUGGAUGCAUUGUGGAUCGAUAUGAAUGAACCAUCCAGCUUUGUAGCAGGGUCUACACAAGGCUGUGAAAAAACGCAGUGGGACUAUCCACCGUAUGUCCCGAAUAUUCUUGGUGCUAGUCCGGAGGGAAAGAUGUUCGAUAAGACCAUGUGCAUGACUGCGCAGCACUCUUGGGGCAGACACUACGACGUGCACAGUCUGUAUGCCCACUCCAUGGCAAUGAGGACCGUCAGUGUCCUACGAGACAUUUUUCCGGGCAAGCGGCCAUGGACCAUGACGAGGUCAUCCUUUGCAGGGACUGGGCACUACGCUACCAAGUGGACUGGUGAUAACAGGUCGCACUGGCGCGAAAUGCACUGGUCCAUCAUCGGUAUCAUGGAGUUUGGAUUAUUUGGAUUUGCGCUGAAUGGCGCAGAUAUUGCGGGUUUUGGUACGAGACAACCUACGAGCUAUGUAUUCGCUGGCAUCAGCUGGGUGCAUUCUACCCCUUUGCCCGCAACCACAACGGCCGAGGCGAUCCACCUGUCAUUUUCAGGCAUCAAGACCCAGCCUCGUUUGACCAGCGGUUUGUGGACAUCAUCAAACGACCCCUGACAGUUCGAUACAAACUCCUGCCGUAUCUAUACACCCUCAUGUACCGGGCCAACAAGUACGGAGAUACUGUACUCAGGCCACUGAUGUUCGAGUUUCCUGAAGACCUGGACGCCAGAGAUAUAGAUCGUCAGUUCCUGCUCGGUCCUGCGCUGCUGCUCUCCCCUGUUCUGACCGAG
Messenger RNA from Pomacea canaliculata, 2706 nucleotides. RefSeq names its product sucrase-isomaltase, intestinal-like. The transcript is spliced from 20 exons. Gene Ontology annotation, molecular function: alpha-1,4-glucosidase activity; carbohydrate binding. Gene Ontology annotation, biological process: carbohydrate metabolic process. Bases 908 to 2530 code for a protein of 540 amino acids. The record is from RefSeq and is a predicted model, not a curated record. Lineage: Eukaryota; Metazoa; Mollusca; Gastropoda; Architaenioglossa; Ampullariidae.